AUGCAAUAUUACAGUCCUUUUGAUGAUUUAUUCGGCCUAGCAGCGUUGGUGAAGUCAUGCGCCAAUGACAGCUUGUCGGCAAGUCCACAGUCCGACAACAGUUACUGGAACGAACAUGAGCGCGAGAGGUUCUCGGAUAGUGAGGGCAGUGUGUUCGGAAGCGACAAAGAUCCUGGCUCGCCCACUGGAUAUCUGACAAGUGGAUUGAUAAUGCAUGUGGAAAGUCCAACUUUCGGAAGAACGAGCUCGCCAAAAGAGUUCGAGUUCCCGAGCGCAUUAAGCAAGAUUCCGCCAGCUGAGCCGCGUUCAAGCCACCGAAAUCGCAAUCAACGAAUUAACUCAGUGCCUGUAAGUAGAUCACAACCAUUUAUGACCUUAACUUAUGAAGACUUUCUGAAGAGUUUGGAGUGUAUGGGACCGUUGAUCACCCCGAACACGACGAAUCCGGACGAAAGAAAUGCUUCGCCUAUCGUCAGCCAGCCUUGCGGAACCCGAUAUGACGCUACGUUACUCCUCGGAGCCCGAAGCAACUCGCUAUCACUAGGAGUUCCCGGAACCUCGGUGAUGGAGAAAAAAGUAGGGGCUGCUCGUUACUGCGUGUUCUGUAAGAACAACGGCGAGGAAGAGUAUUUUUACAACAAUCACGUGCUGAAAAGUGACAAUGGAAUAAUCGUAUGUCCCGUUUUGAGGGCAUAUCAGUGUCCAAUUUGCCAUGCAUCAGGGGAUUAUGCCCAUACUAUCAAAUACUGCCCGCUAGGAAAAGGAAACGAACACGAUUGGCUGAACAAUCGCGGCAACCGAAGUCAGGCGACUAGAAACUCGUCUUCAAAAGUUUGA
Molecule: messenger RNA, 837 nt
Organism: Symsagittifera roscoffensis
Lineage: Eukaryota; Metazoa; Xenacoelomorpha; Acoela; Convolutidae
Exons: 1
Coding region: 1-837 (278 amino acids)
Biological process (GO): oogenesis; negative regulation of translation
Cellular component (GO): perinuclear region of cytoplasm
Molecular function (GO): zinc ion binding; mRNA binding
Source: RefSeq, a predicted model, not a curated record